AUGGGGGAUUUUAACUCCAAAUCGACAAUUUGGGGCUCUCCCAAGACGGACGCCAAUGGAAGGGCCCUUGAAGAACUCGUGGCGGCCUGCAAUCUCGUUGUGCUCAACGAGGGUACGCAACACACGUGCGUCCGGCGAGACGGCAAGUCUAUAGUGGACGUGACUCUCGCGUCUCCGUCCGCCGCGCGCCGUGUGGACAAGUGGAAAGUCAGGGAAAAUAUGGAGACCCUCUCCGAUCAUCGGUAUCUCACUAUGAGGGGGUGGGUCCUUCGACAACUAGACCCACAAUUCCUGUCUGCCGCUGCUCAAGCCGCGGCUUGGCCAGCAUCACCGGCCGAGCCGCGGGACCUCCGAGCAGAACUUCAGUGGCUCUGGGAGACGCUGGUCGCGAUAUGCGACGCAGCGAUGCCGCGCUCCCGUGGUCCACCAAAUCAGAGGUCGGUGUACUGGUGGACGGACAAGAUAGCCAAUCUUCGGAUUGAGUGCGUCCGGCCCAGAAAUCGGUACACCCGCGCCCGUCGCCGAAAGACCGGCGACGUGGCGGCGCGAGCAGCGGAGGCGUACGCGGGUUAUCCCGCUGCGUGCAAAGCCCUGCGUACGUCUGUUGCGAAGGCAAAGGCCAAAGCAUGGGAUGAGCUCCUCGAGACAAUCGACGCGGAUUCAUGGGAGCGCCCUUACAAGUUGGUAAUGGGAAAAAUUCAGCUCAUGGACUCCGCCGAUCACCGAAAGUCUUGA
Messenger RNA from Pseudomyrmex gracilis, 735 nucleotides. RefSeq lists its product as uncharacterized. The transcript has 2 exons. The record is from RefSeq and is a predicted model, not a curated record. Gene Ontology annotation, molecular function: catalytic activity. Lineage: Eukaryota; Metazoa; Arthropoda; Insecta; Hymenoptera; Formicidae. The coding region runs from base 1 to 735 and encodes 244 amino acids.